UCACGAAGUCCGCAGCCAGUCGAGUCCAGACAGUCAGUCAGUCAGUCUGUGUAUUGUUGGACACCGGAGAGUGUGCAUUCCGCAGAAGUUGGCUGUCCCAUCAUCAUCAUUCAGAAACUUGUCUGCAAACUUUUGUGGAUUGUUUGAUUUAUAUGAGAGGAGGAGGAGGAGGAUAAGAAGGUGAAGCUCCGGUAAUGGAGAAGCACAAAGUGCUGGAUCAGCUCCUGAUGGAGCUCCACCGCUUCCUGCUCAUCCUGGACAAAGAGAAGCUGAGCGGGAACGCGACUGUCCAAAAGGGCUUGCUCUCCGAUCUCUUCCAGUCCUACAGAACCGCUAAUGGUGCUGAUGAGGAAUACAUCUACAUGAACAAGGUCAUUGUUAGUGACAAGGACAAAGACGACAAAGAUGACAGAUCAAAUUCCCUGGUCAAUGGGAAAGCAGCAAAAUACGUCCCUGUCCCACAGAAGAGCCUUCCUGAACUGCCACCACCAAGAACAGGUAUGGUGUGUCGGGAGCCGUUCCCCUUACCUUCAAUUCCUGCUCCGUCUUCAGACAAUACAGAGAGUUACUAUGAGGAGGCUCAGCCCUAUGAGGAGACUUUGAAUGAUCUGGACUGUUUCGGCCUCAUCUCAGGGCCCUGGAUGCGAGUGCAGAGCUCUGACAGUGUUGUCUAUGCUGUUAUCAGUAGGGAUGAUGGGGAAGCAGUAAGCAGUUCAUAUGAGUCCUACGAUGAGGAGGAAGUGACCAGAGGGAAGUCGCCAUCAGCGCAGCACCAGUGGCCGUCUGCAGAGGCGUCCAUUGAGCUGAUGAAGGACUCACGGAUCUGUGCUUUCCUGUGGAGGAAGAAGUGGCUGGGCCAGUGGGCCAAACAGCUCUGUGUUAUCAAAGAUCAUCGCUUGCUGUGCUAUAAGAGCUCCAAGGAGCAGACACCUCUGCUGGAUGUGAGUCUGCUGGGCUGCACUGUGGUCUACAAGGAGAAGCAGCUGAAGAGAAAAGAGCACAAACUGAAGAUCAUUCCUGUGGGCGGGGAGGCCAUUGUGCUGGGCCUACAAAGCAAGGAGCAGACAGAACUGUGGCUCAGGGUGAUUCAUGAGAUCAGUCCAAAACCAGCUGAAAACUGUGAAUCCCAGCACUCUGUCUCAGACUCCCCGAGGCUCAUUUGUACGAAGGGAGAUCUGAGUGAAAGAUACUCAGUGGCUUCAGAGAGCGGCAGCAGCACUGACAGCCACGCUGAGAUUCCCGAAAUCAAAGAUGUGAAGAAAAAGUAUGGCGCAGGUUUGAAGUUCAGCAACCUCAUGAACAUUGGCAAGAAAAAAACAUCGUCGUUAGAGAGCCCAGAGAAAUGUGUGGACACCUCAGGCUACCUCAACGUGUUGGUGAACAGCCAGUGGCGGACCUGCUGGUGUCUAAUCAAGAACGGCCAGCUGUGGUUUUACCAGGACAAGGGCAAGAACAAAGUGAGCCAGCCAGCUGUGACCCUGGGAGGCUGCAGUGUCUUGCCCGACCCGAGCCCCGAGCACUUGUACUCCUUCAGGAUCGACAUGGACGGCACACAAAUGGCCACACUAGAGGCAAAGACGUCGGCUGACAUGGGACACUGGCUUGGCCUCCUGCUGUCACAGACGGGGACCAAGACCGACCCCGAGGAGCUGACGUACGACUACGUCAAUGCUGAGAGGAUCUCCAGCAUCGUCAGUGCUGCCAAGACUUCCUUUUACUUGAUGCAGAGGAGAUAUUCAGAGUCAAACACCUACAUCGACACCCCACCCUCCAUCUCUCACAACUCUGAUGAGCUAUAUGAUGACGUGGCAUCGUUAGCCGAUCCAGAGGAUGCAGAAGAGAGCGGCCUGCCUGAAAGUGAGGACAACAACCUUCAGGAACAAAAUAAAAGCUGCUCACAGGAAAACAAGGACUCAGAGCAGGACACUGAAACAAGGGUUUACCUGGACCUGAUCCCUGUGCGCUCCUUCCUCCACACGUCCUGUGCAAAUAAACCUUCACCUGCCAAAGAAACUUCUGCACAUUCUCCAGUCACAGAAGAACAAAAGGAGCAAUCAUCUCAACAUAAAGAGGUAACGUCUUCAGACAGUACUGAGCCGGAGUCAAUGCCAGAAUUAAAUGGAACAAGUUCAGCUACCAGCAAACCAGAACAAGAGCCCCCCCUGAUUCCAAUUCCCCCACAGCCACAAACUCAACCUGUCAGGACCUCGUCCCAAAGUCAGGAGACCCCCAAAAGGACCCUGGGGAUCCCACAGGUCUUCAACUCCUCCUCCUCCUCCUCCUCCUCCACUGGGGUGCAAAUCCAUAAUAAAACUCCAGUGGUUCAGACUGGUACCGGGUUCCCUCAGAGUCCUCAACCACUGCGGCCCAAAUCACAUACUAUAGGGUGUACUGGUGCAUUCGAAGUCAGACUGGGCAAGAACCGCACUGAGGCAGACUUGCGCCGUUACAUCGAUGACCGUGACCGCCUGGAGAAAGAGAGGGAGGAGGUGAAGAGCAGUCUGGCCAACCUGAAGAAGCAAAGGAGGGAAACCAAAGACGAGCUCACUGCCUGCCAAGAUCCCAAGAAGCAGGCCUCAUUAGAAGCCUGUCUGAAGCAGAGAGAAGAGGCGUGUCGGGAGGCGGAGCAUCGUCGAGUAGAGGUGGAGCUACGGUUGAUGGAGGUUAAAGAAUGUUUGAAGAAGGUGGAGUCAGGGCCGUUCACACUGGGAACCACGCUGGACAGCAGCCUGCAGGACACGCCUACACCUAAAGCAGCAACCCUGCCUGCUUCUCAAACAUCAGCAGCAGCAGCAGCAGCAGCAGCAGCAGCAGCAGCAGCAGCAUCACAUCCCCCAAACAGUCACAUCAGUGCAGACUCCACCUCCCCCGUCAACUCUGCAUCAGCGCUCAAGAACAGACCGGCCUCCAUCAUGGCCACCAAAGGCAAAGUCCUACAGAAAGCAAUGGAGUGGGAGAAGAAAACCACCAACUAGAGGAAACCCAAACGCCUUUUGACCUCUGAAGUCCACAAGUUUCUCUUUAGGUGUGGUUGACCUUCCACAAUUGCCGACUUUAAGGACCCGUCAGUAAAAUUAUCUGACUUUCAUCACCUUAAUCACCUUCUUGCCCAGACUACAAACAGCCAAUCAGAGUGAAGCACGAGCCGUCUUCUAAAAUAUUACUGGAUAAUCUUUGUUUCAAUGACUUUUCAACUUGUUUUCUGCAUUUGCUUAAGAGAGGAUGUUGAUGAAGUAGCAUUUUGGCCAGUUUGACAAUUCUUCCUGAUAAUGAAGCACAAAACGCCAAGCAUCUGAUAACCACUGAAGUUUAAGACACAAAACCACCCCUCGACAAAAUAGGCCAAUUUGUGCACCAUAGAUUGUAGCUUGGUUUAUAUAUGCUGGUAGCCAAGAUGUAAAUAUAUUUACACCAUUAUUCAGCCCGUUGGCUUGUAUUGCUAGCUAAACAUGCACUUUUUAUUCAAAUAAAAAUGUAAUGACAACAUAA
Messenger RNA from Labrus mixtus (cuckoo wrasse), 3489 nucleotides. RefSeq names its product actin filament associated protein 1-like 2 (gene afap1l2). Lineage: Eukaryota; Metazoa; Chordata; Actinopteri; Labriformes; Labridae. The transcript has 20 exons. The record is from RefSeq and is a predicted model, not a curated record. Gene Ontology annotation, cellular component: cytosol. Bases 195 to 2975 code for a protein of 926 amino acids. Gene Ontology annotation, biological process: positive regulation of interleukin-8 production; regulation of mitotic cell cycle; positive regulation of epidermal growth factor receptor signaling pathway. Gene Ontology annotation, molecular function: SH2 domain binding; SH3 domain binding.